ACGCCAGCAACCGCUUUUAGUACUAUCACUCUGAUCAUCAUGGUUAACUUCGAAGGGGAGUUUCAAGACAUAAACGAAGGUCAACUGCAAUUCAUAAAAAAUGUAAUUGAAGAAAAAGGUUUUAAAGACAGCAAAGUGGUCAUUGCCCCCGCUGGAAUAGCAGGUGAUAACUAUGCAGCAAAUGUUAAAAGAAUCAAAGUCGAAGGAGAAAAUGGACAAUUAUCAAUUAUUGCCAAAAUAGCUCCAACUAAUGAAAUGGUUCGGAAGCGUGUAAAUGUCACCACCAUGUUUGGCAAUGAGCAUUUAAUUUACACAGAAUUUCUGCCAAAACUGCUUCAGCUGCAGAAACAAGUUGGAACACCAGACGAAGACUUAGUGAAAUUCCCAAAAUGCUAUGGAACUAAUAUUGAAGAACCCAACGAAGUAAUUCUGCUUGAAGAUCUGAAAGAAUUAGGGUUCUCUAUACAAGACAGAUUUAACUCACUCUCUGAUGAAAGUGUGAGUAGUGUAUUGAAAAACUUAGCUAUCUACCAUUCUUUGUCUUACGUAUUGAAAAGUAAAGAACCUGAUACCUACAAUUAUUUCAAAGACAACUUAAAAGACAUGUGGGGAGCAAUGGCUGAACUACCUGAAGAAGAACUUGCUUAUUUUAGCCAACUUGAAGAAUUUAUCAUGCAAAUGGUAGAUGACCCAGAACAUAAAAAACUUAUAAAGAACAGAGUUGUUGAAAUCGCACCACGAGCAGCUAAAAUGUCGAAAUUCGAAAAUGGUAGCCGAUUUGCAGUAAUUCAACAUGGUGAUGCUUGGACAAACAAUAUCAUGUUCAAAUUUGAUGGGGAGACCUUAAAGGAGGCGAUCUUAAUAGACUACCAAGUUGCAAAGAACGCCAGCCCAGCAAACGACCUUCUUUACAUGAUCUUCAACUGCACUGAUCAUGAGACCAGGUUAAAGAACUUUUACAACUGGUUGGACUAUUACCACUCAGAGUUAGACAAAUCUUUGUCAAACUAUGGUCUGAAGGCCAACUAUCUCUACCCAAGGGAUCAAUUAGAUGCAGAUUUGAAGAGAUACGGUAAACUGCAGUUUGGUUGCUCAUUACUUUUGUGCAGUGUGCUGUCAGCCAAACCAGAGGAAGCAGCUAAAUUUAAAGAGAGCAUGCAGAAUGAAAAUAUUGAGGAGGCAAUGGAUCCAAUGAUGAAUUUGCAACUAGAAACAAUGGAACGUAUAAAAAAGAGAAUCAAUGGUGUCAUUGAGAGCUACCUGGAAUUUGGUUUGUUGUGAUUACUACGUGAAGAAUUACUAUGCUAUUUUAUUUAAUUUAUAUUAUUAAACUUUAUUAAUAUUACUAUA
Messenger RNA from Spodoptera litura, 1350 nucleotides. RefSeq lists its product as uncharacterized. The record is from RefSeq and is a predicted model, not a curated record. NCBI's taxonomy places the organism in Eukaryota, Metazoa, Arthropoda, Insecta, Lepidoptera, Noctuidae.